AUGGUCGUCGCAACCAUAAAGUGUGUCGUCGUUGGAGACGGUGCUGUCGGCAAGACAUGUCUCCUCAUCAGUUACACAACCAACAAGUUCCCCUCGGAAUACGUUCCUACCGUGUUCGACAACUAUGCCGUCACUGUCAUGAUCGGUGAUGAGCCAUACACUUUGGGACUCUUCGAUACCGCUGGACAAGAAGAUUACGAUCGGUUGCGCCCGCUAUCAUACCCCCAGACUGAUGUAUUCCUUGUCUGCUUCUCCGUUACCUCGCCAGCGUCGUUUGAGAACGUCCGAGAGAAAUGGUUUCCGGAGGUACAUCACCACUGCCCUGGUGUUCCGUGCCUCAUCGUUGGCACACAGGUAGAUUUGAGAGAGGAUGCAUCAGUCAAAGAGAAGCUCGCUAAACAGCGGAUGCAACCUGUACGACGGGAAGAUGGCGAAAAGAUGGCGAAGGAUCUGGGCGCAGUCAAAUAUGUGGAAUGCUCUGCGUUGACGCAGUAUAAGCUUAAGGACGUUUUCGAUGAGGCUAUCGUGGCAGCGCUCGAGCCUCCUACAACGAAAGAGGGAGGCAAAAAAGAAGGAAGAAGGAAGGGCAAAGUGUGCAUUAUUCUCUAG
Molecule: messenger RNA, 609 nt
Organism: Didymosphaeria variabile
Lineage: Eukaryota; Fungi; Ascomycota; Dothideomycetes; Pleosporales; Didymosphaeriaceae
Gene: cdc42
Product: GTPase Cdc42
Exons: 4
Coding region: 1-609 (202 amino acids)
Biological process (GO): small GTPase-mediated signal transduction
Molecular function (GO): GTP binding; GTPase activity
Source: RefSeq, a predicted model, not a curated record